This is a messenger RNA of Cryptotermes secundus, 1796 nucleotides long. Its product is annotated as retinol-binding protein pinta. Gene Ontology annotation, molecular function: phosphatidylinositol bisphosphate binding. Gene Ontology annotation, cellular component: membrane. Bases 453 to 1322 code for a protein of 289 amino acids. The transcript is spliced from 9 exons. NCBI's taxonomy places the organism in Eukaryota, Metazoa, Arthropoda, Insecta, Blattodea, Kalotermitidae. The record is from RefSeq and is a predicted model, not a curated record.
AGUUCAGCAAAGUACCGUUAUAUGGCGUUGGUGGAAGUUGUGUAGAAGGGAGAACAAUGGAUAGUAAUAAAAAUUAAUUAGUGCAACGAAAUUAAUUAAAUAAGAUUUCGCAAGAUGUUGUUUGUAGAUAAAACUGAAUUGACGUGAUUCAUUCAUUGUAGUGAAAUUAAGACGGAACUAAUCAAUUGAAAAUGAACGAAUUUACGUAGCGUAAAGUCAACUCUGUACUUUGAAGUUUUGUUCAUUCCAUUUCACUGGAAAAGGACUGUGCUUCUUUGAAAGCAUUAACAUGGUAGAUGAACUUCUGAAUGGUAUUGAGGCAAACAAAAAUUAAUUUCCCAUAUGAAGACAUGUGAUGUCAAGAAACACAUCAUUCUAUAGAAUGCAUUGCCGGUUGUGUCAGUAUCUAAGUACAAGAGGAGAAUACAUCUGAAAUAUUAUUUGCUCUAAGGAUGGCUUCAAGCAUGGAAGUUUACAAAUGCUCAUUGCCUGCAGCAGCUAAACAGCAUGCAGCUGAAUAUCUCCAUGAACAAGAGGAGAGAAGGAGUGUUGACAUUUGUCAAAUAUUGGAUUGGCUGCAGACCCAACCCCACCUUCAUGCACGAUGUGAACCAGUAAAUGUGGUACGUUUUUUGCGUGGCUGCAAGUUUGAUCUUGAGAAAACAAAGCGCAAGUUGAGUAACUACUAUGAGUUACGAGCCCACUGUCCUGAAUGGUUCCGCCAGAGAGACCCCUGUCUACCUGAAAUUCAAGAGCUUCUUCGACUUGGGGUGUUCCUUCCUUUGAGACAUCGGGAUUCCCAUGGGCGCCUUGUUGUCUUGAUUCGUGCUGCUGCUCAUAAUCCAAAAAAGCAUCUGCAGAGUGAUGUGUUCAAAGUUGGGAAGAUGACAUUGGAACUAGCACUGGAAGAAGAUGAAACCAUAUCAGUAUUUGGCGUAGCAGCUGUGUUUGACUUGAGUGGUGUUACCCUUGGUCAUGCCAUGCAGUUACCUCCUCAUGUUGUCAAAAAGGCUGUGCAUGCGUGGCAGGACUGCUAUCCUGUGCGUACAAAGAGUUUAGAUUUUGUUAAUGCACCUCCGUAUGUUAAUGUGGUGCUGAAUAUUUUCCGUCGGUUCAUGACAGAGAAGCUGCGACAGAGGGUACAUGUGCAUGGACGCAAUCUGGCAUCACUGCAUACUGUUGUGGCACCCGAACUACUGCCCAGAGAGUAUGGGGGGACAAAUGGCACACUUCAGGAUCUCAUUGAUUAUUGGCAGCACCAUGUGACGGAGAAACGAGAGUGGUUCCUUCAAGACGAGAAGUACACAGCCACCAUCAAAUGACUGUUUUCCAUGAUAGUUUUGUAAUUCGUAUUUUUAUAUUAUGAUUUUUAAAAGAGAGAAGAAUGGCUGUAGUUAAGAUAUUUUAUUUUUAGAGAAUGAUACUUCAUAUAUAAGUUAUAUAUACAGAGUACAGUACACACACACACACACACAUUGCUAUAUUGUUACUUGACAAGCACCAGAUGUUAUGGUCAAAUGGGUAGCAUUUCUGCUCUGUAUUGAGGAGGUAACGGGUUCAAAUCUCAGCUGGGGACCACUUGUAUUAACAGGUUUUUGUGAUUUUCUUCAGUCCCUCCUAGCAGAAUACCUAAAACUAGGCCAUGGCCACUUCCUCCCACACCCUUUUGCAUUCAGUAGCCACUCUUAUCAUUUGAUGCUGUAUAAUUUGCACAGUUGCAAGCAUGAUCAUAUAAACCAAAAGUAAAUAAAAGAAAUCCAUUGAACUGCUGUUGCAGUGAUGCUUGAUAAAGAAAA